GUGCAGUAAGUGGAAAAUUUACGUACUUACGGUCGGGUUAACUGGUGAUGGAAAAUAGGAGGACGAGAUCGACCGGCGAAUUGGAAUAGCCAUUGGCUUUUUGUGUGAACGAACCCGAAUCGCUUUGACUAAGGCAGAGCUGAGUCUGAAGACUAAGGUGUCUCUGUUCAUCUUGAAGUCGAUCUUCAUCCCCUUAUUCACCUACGGUGAUAAGUCGUUGGCCAUGACUGAAAAGCUUCGAUAUCGUCACAAGUCGGGUGAAAUUGAUUUCCUCAGAAGAAACGUUGGGCUCACGCUUCUCGACAUGAUCCUGAAUACGGAAAUCCGCGAGAACCUUGGUGUAUAG
This is a messenger RNA of Soboliphyme baturini, 346 nucleotides long. Lineage: Eukaryota; Metazoa; Nematoda; Enoplea; Dioctophymatida; Soboliphymatidae. The record is from the annotation of a GenBank genome assembly.